Zootoca vivipara (common lizard) is the source of this 14590-nucleotide messenger RNA. RefSeq names its product family with sequence similarity 120 member C (gene FAM120C). The record is from RefSeq and is a predicted model, not a curated record. Gene Ontology annotation, cellular component: nucleus. NCBI's taxonomy places the organism in Eukaryota, Metazoa, Chordata, Lepidosauria, Squamata, Lacertidae.
CGCUCCCCUUCCGGGUGGCCUUUCUCCCGUUAGUGGAGCCCAACCCUGAAGCGAUGUUGUUUUCUUCGAGGUGGGGGAACUGCACUGCCCAUGAGCCGGUGAAACCAAGCGGCGAAACAAAAACGUGCGGAGGCCUUUAAAUGAGGACGCGCGGGACUGGCUGGGGGUUGUGGCGCUUUGCAAGUCUAUACUCGCAAUGAGCCUCCGACUUCCGCCCCUCCCUUGAGGCCGCGCAAACUCACAAGGGGGAGAUAAGUCCGUACAAAAACAUGGCGGACCCCUCAGACCACCGGGACUUGUAGUCUCAAGUCGGUCGACUCCAGCUUUUGGCGGCCCAGAGAACAGCUUUCCCUGAGACUACAAGUCCCAUGAAGCUAUGUGGCCCUUGGAAAGCGCGAAGAAAUCAUAACAAGAUGGCGCCUUUCCCGCCGUGCCGGGAGUUGUAGUCGGUGCCGCCUUGCAUGGUUCUUCUGACUUAAUAAGAGACCGAGCAGAAACGGGACUACACUUCCCGACGGGCUCCGUUUUUUGCUGUGGGGGAAGGAGGAGGAGCGGAGGAGGAGGAGGAGAAGGAGAAGAAAGCUACAACAUGGCGGCUGCGUCCAUUCCCACGAACCGGGCGCUGUGAGGAGCGAAGCGCCAGGAGCUGGAGCAGCUCUGACUGUGCCAGGUCCUGGUUCCGGGGGUGCCCGCCCCGUCGCGGAAGUGGGGCCUGCACCCCUCCGCUGCGCGCGGCCAUGGGGGUGCAAGGCUUCCAAGAGUUCGUGGAAAAGCGCUGCCCGGGGGCUGUGGUGCCCGUGGACCUGUUGAAGCUGGCGCGGGCCGUCGGGGGCCGUGGAGGCGGGGGCCCUGCCUACUGCGCCGCCUUCCACCCCCCUGCCGGCUACCCGCACCCCGCCGGGGCCGCGCCAGGCCUGGGAGCUGUGGUCGGUGCUGGCCCCUACGGUCACCCGCAGCCCUCGCCCGGCUUGCCCGGCCCAGGAGCCGGCCCGUGCCCAGCUCGGCUCCUGGUGGAUGCAGAUUCGGCCUUGCAGCGUCUCUACGGCGGCUACCAGACGGACUGGGUGUGUGGGGGCCAGUGGAAUGCUAUGGUGGGCUACCUGGCUGCCCUUUCGCAGGCCUGCCUCUACCAAGGCGGGCUAGAGCUGGCUGUCAUCUUCAACGGAGGGCUCGGGAAGGAGAGGCUGCCUGAGUGGGGCAGGAAGGCGCAGGCGGAGAGACAGACAGCCCAGCUCAUUGCUGGGCAUGUGGGCAACAAGGGUACCCCGCCACCCCGGGCCUGGUUCCUUCCCCCGGCCUGCUUGGGGCACUGCGUCCGUUUGGCCAUGAUUCGAUUCCGGGUCAAGGUGUUCCAGAGCCUGGAGGAUCACCAUCAGGAAGUGGUAUCCUUCUUCCGGGAGAAUGGUUUCCAUGGGCUCAUUGCCCAUGACUCUGAGUAUGCCCUCUGCAACAUACCCUCCUAUUAUAGCUCCCAUGCCCUCAAACUGAGCUGGAAUGGCAAGAACCUCACCACCAACCAGUUCCUGAUGCAAGAAGUGGCCAAGCAGCUGGGCCUCAAGCUAAGCAGCUUUCCCAUCUUUGCUGCCUUGCUAGGGAACCACAUCCUUCCAGAUGAAGAUUUGGCUGCCUUCCAUUGGAGCCUUCUUGGACCCGACCACCCACUAGCUUCACUCAAGGUGCGUGCCCAUCAGCUGGUCCUGCCACCCUGUGAUGUAGUCAUCAAGGCUGUGUCCGAGUAUGUCAGCUCCAUCAAAAAUCCCUCCAACUUGGAUGUGAUAGGGAGAGAUGUCUUCAAGCACUCCCAGUCCAGGACCGAAGAUAAAAUUGAGCGUUUCAAGAAGGCUGUAGAAUACUAUUCCGUGGCCACGAAGGCACCGCCUACCCCAGUGGGCCAGUCCCCGUAUGUUCUUCCAGCUUUUGGGCCCAACCACUUUGGAGGGGCAGCACCUAUGAACCGCAAUCCAAUGGUACCGCUCCCUUCUGGGAAAGCUGUGUUUGCACCUCAGAUGGGGCCAAAGAUGCAGUACCACCCACCUUCCACUCAUGGCGGUGUUGCCACCUCUUCGUCUUUCCUUCCCGGCCCUGGCUCCAGUUUUCUCUUCUCUCCGCAUGGCCUGGUGGAUGCAGCCCCUUUCCAUGAGGACCCUGCUCUGAAGGGUGGACACUUCAACAACUGGCCUGGUUCAUAUGACAACUGCCACGCCAAGUUCCCCAACCACCACCUGAGUUCCAAACCCUCCCCAUCGUCUGGGCCUGGGUCUUCGCCCUCCUCCUCCUCUGAUGGAGAAGAGCACAACGGAACCACCUCCAACCACGUCUCUGAAUCCGGACCUCACAAGUCUGGCUGGGAGGAUCCUGGGGCUGAGAAGAGGAUGAAUCAGGGCUGGGGGCAGCCGCCUGGGGGCACUGGCAACUCGGAGAGGAGCCUGAGCGGCCCUGAGGCUCACAUUCCUUCGCUGCUCUCCAUGGCCACUCGCAACCACAUGGACAUCACCACCCCGCCCCUGCCCGCUGUUGCCCCCGAGGUGCUUCGGGUGGCUGAGCACCGGCACCGGCGGGGGCUUAUGUACCCAUUCAUCUACCAUGUCCUAACGAAGGGUGAAAUCAAGAUCCCAGUGUGCAUUGAAGACGAGUGCAACACUGAGCUGCCGCCAGCAGCUGUCCUUUUCCGGGCUGCACGGCAGCAUGUCUAUGGUGUCCUCUUCAGUGUGGCUGAGACCCAGAGGCGGAUGGAACGGCUGGCUGUGCGCAAGCGUAUUCCUGUGAAAACUCCUCCUGUUAUCGUCAAGGAAUGGUCGGCGUACAAGGGGAAAUCCCCACAGACUCCAGAAUUGGUAUCAGCCCUUGCUUUUCGAGAGUGGACAUGUCCCAACCUCAAGAAGCUGUGGCUGGGCAAAGCAGUGGAGGACAAGAACCGACGCAUGAGAGCCUUCUUGGCCUGUAUGAAAUCAGACACCCCCGGCAUGCUCAAUCCCGCCAAUGUCCCCACACACCUGCUGCUUAUGUGCUGUGUGCUACGAUACAUGAUACAGUGGCCUGGGGGUCGGAUUCUGCAUAGGCAUGAGUUGGACGCCUUCCUGGCCCAGGCUGUGUCUGCUCAGCUAUAUGAGCCAGAUCAGCUUCAAGAACUGAAGAUUGAGAAGCUGGAUCCCCGAGGAGUUCAGCUGGCUGCUCUAUUUAUGAGCGGAGUGGACACAGCCCUCUUCGCCAAUGAUGCAUGCGGGCAGCCCGUCCCUUGGGAACAUUGCUGCCCAUGGAUCUACUUUGACGGGAAGCUUUUCCAGAGCAAGCUAAUCAAAGCCACGUGGGAAAAGACACCCCUGAUAGACCUGUGUGAUGGACAGAAUGAACAGGUGUCCAAGGUAGAGAAGAUGAGGCAGAGCAUCCUGGAAGGCAUCAAUUUCAACCGCCAGGCUCCGCCUCCCCUGCUCCCACCUCCACCCUUUGUAUCUUCCAUGGCCCCAUCCUUUUACCCUAUGCCUCUCUACCCUCGCGCCAUUGGUUCUGUUCAGCCUUCAGCCCCUGGGAGGACCAGAGGCUUCACAGGUCUUCACCCUAUCCCGCCACAAGGAGGCAAAUUGGAGAUUGCUGGCAUGGUGGUGGGCCAGUGGGCUGGAAGCAAGCCAUCUCGUGGGCAGGGUUCCUUCGGCAUGCAAGUGGUAUCCGUUGGAGGCCCAGGAAAAGGCCGUGGUCGCGAUAAUUCUGGAAAAAUCCCCAAAGGAAACAAGAAAGUGAGCAAGCAAGGCUCUACGGAAGGAACUGCCAAGACACCAGAGUUCAACAAUAACAACAAUGGUGGCACCAACAACAGCAGCAGCAGCAGCCAUCCUCAGUCCCAGGUGAAUGGGAAUGGGGGUACCACCCCCACGGUGGGCGAGGACCCAGGGGUUGGAGCCUGCCCCUCAGCCACAUCACCUUGUGCCUUAGCCAGAGACGCUGACUCAUGCAAUAACAACAGCCCGUUCUUCGGGACGCUGAGUGGGGAUCCUGAACGGUGCCCGGAGAACAAGCUUUCCUUCCCAGCUCUGCAGAAAGAGGAGUGAAUGGACGCCGCUGUGGGUCCGAUUGGUUGGCAGUGGGGCGGUGAAGAGAAGUGUCAUGGUGUUACCAACUAGUGGGGCGGGGGGAAGAUACAACACUUCUGCAAAUCCCCAGAAUGGAAACAUUUGAGCUGGUGAGAAUGGUUAAGUGGUGGGGAGGUCCAGGAGCAGAGCUUUCUUGACAACUCGCAUUUGGAGGGUUUGUGUCAUGGGUGCUUCUUCUUCCCUGUGAGUAGCAGAUGCAGCCCUGGAGGGUGGUGGAGUGACAUGGGGUGGCUUGGGGCUCUUCUCCCACCUUCGAUGACCACACCAGCGCUUUUUGCUCUCUGCCCCUUGAAUUCGCCAUCGUGCCAAUCGGAUCCAAAAGGGCGGCAUUUUUUUUCCUUUUAAAAAAAUUAUUUGAAUUUGUUUUGAUUUUUUUUUAAUUUUAUAGGGGGGGUUGUUUUUAGGGUGCAAGAUUUAUGGUAAUUCUGGAUUUGGGGAAUGGGAUAUUUUUUAAAGGAGAAAAAGCUGGCAAGGUUUUAUUUUAAAAUGGGGCAGAUUUUUCCUGCCUGCCUUGUUAAUUUCUUGCCAGCUCCCCCACCAGCAGGCCAAACAGCAGUGUUGCUUGGAGGGGUGGUGGUGGUGGCAAACAGCAUGGAGCGAAGGUGUUUUUUUUGGGGGGGGGUGUAGGAAAAGACAAUGAUUUUUAAAAGAGAGAGAGACAGAGCAGCACAGCUACUGCACCUUAUACUCCCAAGUGUGUAUAGCGGUCAGCUUGUGCUUUUUAUUAUAUAUAAGAGAGAAAGAGAGAGAGAGAUUAUAUUUAUAUAUAACGUGCAUAGAGCUAUAUAUAAAUAUGAACGUGGCAAGCCCGGAAAGGGUGAAAACGUUCCUGGGAGACAACUUGCGUUCUGAAAUGUGCUAUGCGUUCUUUGUGAAUUAAAGGACCUGUGUCUCCAGUGGCCAGCAGUUGGCGCUGCUAACAGGGCUGCUGGGGCGGAUGAACCAGGCCUCCUGAUAUCAGACAGAAAACUUCUUAUCCUUCAAGCGGACGAGCACUUACUGUUACAAUUCCAGGACUGUGAGCAAACAAAUAGGGCUGGGGCUGUAAAGGGGUUUGGGGCUAAGGGUGGAUUGUCACCCCGUUGCCAUGGGGAGGGUGGUGGGGAGGCUGGAAGUCAAAAGUAUCAAACCGACCCAGAGCCUUGUGGGGCAGAGAGGGAAGGGUAGCCCAGGAGAACAUAAAGCGGUUCAAGCGAUUUACCGUUCUAUAGGCUGAGUUGUGUGCACCCUGCAGUUUCAGCAAACAAUCUGGAAAUCAGUGCAGGGUUUGGCGUUCUCAAAUCACAGCUUUUGGUUUCAAAGCAACAACUAUAUUUUUAAAAACAAAACAAAAAAACCCACUGAUAUUUAAUAGGGGAAUGUUUUCAAAGGGUUUCUUAGAAGAGCUAGUCAGGGUUUUCAGUGUGUUUGUGAGAUGGCUGGGGAGGUUUUAGGGCCUUGCACAACCGCCACUGCUUCUCUUGUUGCUGGUAUCUCCCCCCCCAUCCCCCCGUCUCACACCAUUCCUUUCUGCCCCCUUCAUCCCAUCCAUGUCCAAUGCCAUCUUACAGUUCUCUUGGGAAGCUGAAUACAGUGAUACCUUGGGUUACAAACCUUUCGGGUUACAAACACUUUGGGUUACAAACUCUGCUAGCCCAGAAGUAGUACCUCGGGUUGAGAACUUUGGCCCAGGAUGAGAAUGGCAGCGGGAGGCCCCAUUAGCAAAAGCACGCCUCAGGUUAAGAACAGUUUUGGGUUAAGAACGGACCUCCGGAACGAAUCAAGUUCAUAACCCGAGGUACCAAUGUAACUGCAAAAAUAAUCCAGUUCUCACACAUACAUAUAUGGCACAAGAGAGACUGUACUGAAACUGUCUGGUUGUUGUUUUUAGUGCAGAGUACACACAGUUUUGCUUAUAUAGAAUGGAUAAAAUGGGUGGUUUUAAAGUGAAGAAUCGUAUAACUGAGGUGGGAGUUUGGGUGAGCAGGAUUAUAGUUCUGUUGAAAAGAGAACUCUAACCAAUUUUCCAGCUGCAUACAUCCAUGCAGUCUGAUUUCUGACAUCAUCCAUGGCAUGUGCCUCAAUUACUAGAUUGUUGAUUUUCAUUUCUGCCUUCUGCUAUCAAUCAAUCAAUCAAUCAAUCCUCCAGUAGGCUGAAUCCCCCACCUGAGUUUCUACCAUAAGAGGAACAGAUGAAAAACAGUUGGCCAGAAAAAAUGUCUUGAUGGCUAUUUCUGCCUCCUUGACCAUGAUCAGUAAAGGCAAAAGAAAAUACUUCCUAACGAUGCAUAAUGAGCAUAUGAAAUUAACUGCCACAAGGUAUGGUGAUGGUCGCUGCUGUAGAUCCUUUUGACAAGGGCUUUCGACAAAUCCAUGGGCAGAAGUUUAUUUAUUAGUUAUUUAUUAAGUUUGCAACCUGCCCUUCCUCCCAAGGAGUAUGGGAUGUCAGUUUUGUAAAUGUCUACUAACCUUGAUAGCUGGAUGCAGCCUAAAUGUUCAGGGAUGGAAUACGUUUGAAUUUCAGUUGCUUGGAAGCAACAACAGGAGUCUUUGGGAAAAGGUGGGAGGGGAAUCUGCCCUGUCACCCACUCGGGAAUCUCUUUCUGAACAUAAAAGGGCAGUUAAAAUGUGCCUAAGGCCUACAGCGUGGUGUUCAUACUGUGUGUUGGGAUCUUCCAAGGGGCUGAAAGAUUCCUUCAGGUGCUUGCAAGUGCUGGACCUCUAGGGUGGGGUGUGACCUACAGCUGCUAGAAAAAGUCACCUCCUCUCUGUAUCAGAGGCUCUAGUGAGAACUCUGUAGCCAACAGUUGGGAGAGGGCAAUGCUCUUUUUAGGUUGACAUCUAGAGCAGUUGGGCAAGAGGAUGGCCUGUAUAGCUGGGGAACCAGGCAAGAUUUUAGGAAGCAAGGAAGGGUUUCCAAAGGUUGGAGGGGGCACUGACUUAAAGUGCAGGAAGGUAAUUUGGAUCGCAAGCUCUUAAAGGCAGCUUGAUUCUCACCCACCUACCCUGCACCCCAGUGGGGAACCUUUCCUAUCUUGUAAAAUUAUUGUUGUUCAAAGCAGCUGAAAACCAAACUCCCCAAGUAUUAGAAAUUCCUGUUUGUUCAUAAGUAUUGAAAAUGGGAACAUUUUCUUUUGCAGUUCUGUUCUGAAUAGCAGGGUGGGAAGGAAUCCAGAAAGAAAAACGUUUUGCCACAUUUAUAGGUAAUAACGCUACAAAGUAUCCAAGCAGAAGCACAUUUUAGGGGGCUUUGCAAUACUGUAUACAUAAAUCACCAAGACCCCCUCCAAUCGUGGUCGUCUCUUCAUUCUGCCUCUGAUACUAUUGGAGGCAACCUAGUGAUCAUGACUAGUAGCCAUUGAUAGCUUUAUGGCCCAUGCUUUUGUCCAAUUCCCUUUUCAUUGGGGCUUUAAGCCUGUAACCCUGUACCGCCUCCGCCGGAGUACAUUUCAUUGAAUUCAGUGGGACUUGCUUCUGAAUAGACAGGUGUCAAAUUGCUCUGUCUGAGCCUUAAUUGUUGGGGUCUUGUGAGGAUUCCAGUAAAGCUCAGCUUUCUAAAACAGGUUUCUAGCCUUUGUGAAGCCUUUGUGAUGGAGGUGCAACGCACCAAAGAUUUCUGAGAAUGGAAGAGCCAGUGGCAACUAGCUAGAUGUCCUUAAGAUGUUCACAGAAGGGCAUAAUGGGAAUGUCUGUUUCCUGUUGUUUGUCCAUCAGACAUUUAUUUGGAAGGGGUUGUGGGAUGGGAAGGGUGCAGGAGAGGUUUUUCAGCACAGUUGACAUUCUGCCUUUUCUUCCUUCCUCCUUUUCUUGCUAUGUAGUUCUAAGCCUUUUCGCAGUCCCUUUUGCAGUCUUUCAGUUGGGAGUCAUCAAACUUCAAGACUGUGGAAUCUACUUGGGUUUUUUGUUGUUGAAUCAAGAUCUAGGACCCUGGUGCAAAAUACAUGCUUUUCAGAAUUAUAUAUCCCAGACUUGAUUUAGAGUACAGGAAGUGAAUGGAGCUAUUCACUCUUGGUAAUCUGACAUCCUUCAUUUCAGCAGUUAGACAGACUUGUUUUGCUGUUGCUAAACACAUGUGAGUCAGAAAUCCUUAUCCUACAGAUCUCCAAAUAGGUCUCAAUCUGUUACAUAUAUUUAUUUAAUUGAAAUUUAUCCAUUGCUCAUUCAAGUCCCUUGCAGAAUUUGGCUUGUAGCUACUGGAAUCUUGAUAGACUCUUGAAAUUCAGAAAUGCAGUAGGUAUAAACGGUACUAUAGUAAGUGCAUUGUUUAACCUCAGCAUUGCAGGCUUCCAGAACCUGAUUCUCCCAUACAUACAUUCUUUUGUUUAUAUAUUUGCAUAUCAAAUUGGAGUGUUAAAUCCCCCUUUUUUCUGUAAAGUGGUAACAGGAUGAACCAACUCACACUAAGAACAGUAUUUUCAGCUACCAGUAAUAAUUUUCAAGAAAGAUCUUUCCCAGCUCCUAGAAAUGAUUUUACUAGAAAGGGUGUACGAUCUGGGAUUACAGUAUAUAGGAAGCAAAAAGGCAUCGUCUGAACUAUGAACCUCACCAUUAAAGCUUCCUAAUUAAGCAUUAAAUGUUCUAAUUAAGCAAUAGAAAGAGCCCAGUGUAGAUUUUGAAACAUUGCAGUUGUAGGCAGGGCUGUAUUUCUUUUUGAAUCGUCUUCAGUCCUAUUCUCAUUGGUAUGCUAUGACUGUAAAGUAAGACAGAACUUAAAAUUGUGUAUUGAGGGUUUUAGAAUUAGGGUUUUCAGAAAAGGCCCUAGCUUUAGCCUCAAGUGGAUUAAACCAACAGUCUUGGGAAACUGGUGGAGAACAAGGAAGUGUUUUAAGUUUUAAUUGUGCCCUGUCGCUGAAUGCCCUCUGAUCUGGGUUUGGCUUUAUGAUAACAGAAAAAACACUUUACUCCCAGGUGUGAAGAGUAAGUGUAAAUCUUCCUUACGCAAUAAUACUUCCUGUCACAAAUGAGACACUGUUCAACCUCUUCAGUUGGGCAUGCAGUUGUCAUAUGAAGUUUGAGGAGUGGGAUUGCAACUUUAAAUGGUGACUUUGAGAGGAGGGAUUUAACACUCUCUUUCUCUUGGGGGUGUUUCAGUUGCUUUUAGCUUUGACAGUAUUUGCUGGGAAGGAAGACUUCCUCUCCUGACCAAUGGCACACAUUUCCAAGCAACUUAACCAUUGCCAGUUCUGAGGUCUUGCCCCAGAGCUAGAAAGACGCCUGCCUGCUUGAGCCAUGCCUGCAGUCACACAGGCCUCUGAGCAUGCAGCUAUAUUGCUAUGAUAUCAUGUAGCCCAGGGGAGCAGCUGGAUCUGCAUCACAGGUUUCUGUGAUGCAUUUCCUUAUACACCACAUUUCCAGUGCAUGAGAAAUUGAAACUGGAUCAGAUUGCUGCCCCCUUUUUAAACCUUUUAACAGUGCCACCAGGCAAGCUAUUGAUUAGGUGGUGGGAUUGAUUUGACUUGUCUGUCUGUCUGUCUGUCUGUCUGUGCAGACUGUUGGCAUUACUGACUACUGGGUGCAAAUUAGUCCUCUUCCAUUGCGGUCCCAUCCGUACAGCACAUCUGAAACAGUACCAUACCACUUUAAGCAGGGUGGUGUAACAACCCCUCUUGCCAGGAAACGCUGGGAAUUGUAGCUGUGAGGUGAAUUGAGGUCUCCUAACAGCCCUCGGCACCCUAACAAACUACUGUUCCCGGGGUAAUUUGAGGGAAGCCGUGCUUUAUAAACGUAUGGUGCAAAUGGAGCCAAAAACAGGAGAGUUUUGGGAAGCCCUUAUUCCAAACAUUUAUAUAUUCUGUGAUUCUGUGGGAGUACAGAAUGUGAUACUGGGUACAAAAUUCAGCAUCUUGAGCAGCCCAGUCUUUAAAAACAAAACUUUCUAAUUUUUAUGGAUAUUAAAAUAAACCUCGGAAGUGUGUGGGUAGAAUCUCAGUGAAGUUGCAGGAGUGGCUGGAUAAGUUUUUCACUUUCAGAGUAGGGCUUCUCCCCCAUUAGAACCAGGCUAAAUUUGGCAAAACCUUGUUUAAAAAUGAAUAAAUUAUGCAAAAUAAGACUGAAAAUGUGUGUUACUUGCAUAAUUUAUACAGGUAGAAGAAUUCAGUAUCUGAAGAUUUUAGAUUUUAUCUGCUAAAAAGGUAGCAGGCAACAUGCAUCUUUAAAAUAUCUCUUAAGAGAAUGAUGGGAAGGGGAUAAUUAAUCUUGAGGAAUUUAAUUUUAAGCCUAGUGUUGCAUGAAAGCCAAAGAGGUAGAUGAAAAUUCCUAGGUUUGUUUCUCUUGCAUAAUAAAUCCGAAUGACGAAACACCCUUCAUGCAUAUCUAUGGACUUUAGUUUAAUUGCAGUUGGAUAAUGCUACCAUUCCCACUAGUGUUACUGAAUGUAAAAGAGCAUCUCUCAUGUGAUGGACAUCAUGCUAUGAUGCAAGAGCCAAGCUAACCUGACCUAUGUUCUUGCCCUCAGAGGUCCGGUUCCCCAUCAUUCAGAAUGUACUGCAGCUGAGCAAAUACCUUUUUUUCCCCAAGCCUUACCAGACUGGUUUGGCUCCAGCAUGUGGAAUUGGAGCUGGUCAUAUACAGACUGGAGACUGCAAUUUGUGUGAUACAAGAAUUCAGGCAUCACCACCCCUAAGUGCAAAUGAUCUAGGGGAGCACUGAGAUAAGUCUGCUGUGGUUGAGCUGGAAGAUUCUAAAACUUGCAGUCCUGUAGAAGUUAGUCUUGCUUCUGGGAAAAGUGGAGAAGCCUUCGUUCCUUGGUGUUGAUAGUACUCAUAGAUCAGAAGUGUAGUUUGGAUAUGACUGUUGGGCAAGGGCGGCUCUGCUUUGGUUGGAAUGAGAUGAGCCAAAGUCCUUUGAGAAAAUAAUACUUGACUAUUGAAUGAGGGCUCUUUCAAACUCUUAAAGCAGCUUUAUGUAUAUUUAACCUUGCGGCAAAACUGUGCUGAUUCCCCAUUUCUUGCAGCUUUUGAAUCUGAAGCUAAUAUUGGAGGUGCUUUUGCCUAUAGAGCCAGGAACCAGCAGUCUCUGCAAAUGCGCCUAGCCAUAACUACAGUAGAUGGCCCCAUAGCUAUUUUUUAUAACAGAAAGUUUGAUUAUUUAAAAAUAAUAAUAAUGAAGCCCUGAUUUGCAAACUUCAAAAAAAUUUAAGUGCAGAUUUCAAAAUUCAGAUCCUUUUGUGAGACCAGAAAGCUACAGUCCUUGAAUGUAGAUAUAACUCUGAAUACACUUCUCAUGAUCCUAAGACGCACAAAAGGGGAGGUUAGCACGUGGCCUUGCGAUGGAUGGAUCAGUCUGUUUCAUGUGUCUUCAUUCAUAAAUCCAUUCCAUUCAGUUUCUGCAUUACUCUGGAUUUGUUUUGAAUCCAUAUGGAAAAUUGUAUCUAAAAACAUAUUUUAACUCUGUAUAUACCGUAUUUUUCCGUCCAUAAUACGCCCCCAUGUAUAAGACGCCCCUAUUUUGGGGGGACUCUGAUUUAAGAAAAUGGGAAAGAUCUAUUGUAUAAUGGGGAAAGAUUCAUGUAUAAGACGUCCCCAAAUUUUGGGCAUUAUUUUUAGGGGGGGAAACCUAGUCUUAUACACGGAAAAAUAUGGUACAUUUUUAAAGGCAGCCCUGCUUAGGGAAGUUUUUAAUGUGCGACAUUUUAAUGUAUUUUAAUCUUUGUUGGAAGCCGCCCAGAGUGGCUGGGGAAACCCAGCCGGAUGGGCAGGGUACAAAUAAUAAAUUAUUAUUAUUAUAUUAUUAUAAACAUUUUAACUAGGCAUUUUGGUAUUUUUUUGAGACAAUGCCUGUGUCUCAUUAAUUCAGAUAAAUGCAAAAUCUAAGGAUAAUUAAAUUCUAAUUCAUAAUGGGUCUGGAUCGGGUCACUUUGCAUCAGAAUUCACAGAAAUAAAAUUCCUCAGGCAUCUGUAAUGAGACCUCUUUUCUCCACGUUUCCAGAAAUUAGUCACCUUAGCAUUGCAGGCUGUCUGUAAAAUUAAGGACUUUUCAAGCAUCUUGCAGUGCUGCCUGUGGGAGCUAUUGUAUGACAAAGACGCAAAAAUGUAGAGCUUGAAUGGAUUGUAACUUUGUGAAAUGAAUGUCCUAAUCAUGAACAAGCAUCAGGUUUCCCUUGUGAGGGUGAGCCUGAGGUAAUUGUGGCAUCAGUUGGACCCAAAGAUUAUGUUGAGUUGCAUGGUUCAUUCUUUGAGAGCAGAGCUCUCAAAUGCAGUGUUCUUGCUUUUCAUUUGGCCUGUGUAACACUUGGACUCUCUCCAGGGCUGGAUCCUUGGGUGGUACAAUCUUGGCAGAGUUCCUUUGAAGUCACGGGAUCUGCAUCCCACAUUCAGAGCCAUUGAUCCCCAAUGGAGUAAGGUCCAUUAACAACAGCUGUAGGGAUCGUGUUUAUUAGAAAUAAUUGCCAUGUUACUAACUUUGAUGCUGAGAAUUAACUGAAGUAAUAUGACUUUCCCCUGCCCUGUGCAGUGGACCUUAAAUGCUCAUAAGGAAGGCAAAAUAUGUUCCUGUGUCCAAAUUUUCUUCCUCUUAGCAGGGCUUUUUUUCAGCCAGAACUCACCAGAAUUCAGUUCCAGCCCCUCUUAGGUGGGCACCAUUGCCAUUUAUAAGAGAACAAGGGAGGAGUUCAUGGUGAGUUCCGGCACCUCUUUUUCUAGAAAAAUAGCACUGCCUCUAAGAUAAAGAAAGGUUCCUUUUUAAUAUGAGUUGAAGUGGGAACAAAUCUAAUACUUUUAACUUCCUGUACUAGGCUCCAAUUCAAGAUUCUCUAAGCAUGUUUCUUGAAGUCUUCAUAAGGAUCUAAACCAUACAAUCAAAGGCAUGGAUUUUAGCAUGCUGCCUUCAUUGUUUUGUGGGGGGUGGAGGGUGGACCUUUUAAAGCCAGCCUACUGACCCAUACUUCCUGCAUUUCUCUUACAAAUAUUUCAUCCCAUCCUAAGUAAUGCGGGAUAUGACUCUGGCUAGCCAUUCCCAAGGAUGGCUACUAGUCAACUUAGCCAACCAGUUAAGAGGUUUUUUGUCCAAAUAUACUUACAAUACUUGAAAAGACUUUGAAGCCUUUUCAGGGGCAGCUUUUAAACUUUUUCUGAUGUCGUUUAGAAUUCCACCUUUCCUUGGAUUCAUACACAAACAAACAAGCGAGCCCUUAGGUCCCUGGGGGGAAGUCACAGACAAACAUUAUGACAGGGACUUGAAUUCUUGUGGAGGGGAAUAGGGGUAUCCCUGUCCACAGAUUAAAUGUGUGUACGCUAGAGCCUGUGAGGAAGGCACAGAGCCACUCAGUGGCCAGUUGGCACAAAGAACCAACAUUUCCCCCUAUCACGCAACUGUAACCUAGGCUGCAAAUCCUCAGUAUACUUACUUGGGUGUAAGCCCACUGAAAUAAUGGUGUUUCUUUCCAAGUAAAUGUUAUUAGGAUCAAGCUGCAAGAUGAAUCAUAAGCUAACUACAAUUUUUAAAAAAUCUUGUUAGCAUAAUUUUACUACCGAAGUUCAAUCAUUAUAGUAGCUAACUUACCUGACAUGUAUUUUGCUAAAUAUGCAUGUUCUUCUAUUUUUAAUUUUAAUCCUUCCAAUUACCCCCACACCAAUCUCUUUUGUAAGUCCAUUAAUUAUUGUUUAAAAGAAAUCUUAACACACACCUGUUUAGAGAUCUUUCAGUCUUUAAUUGCUAUUUACCGCUCAUUGCAUAAAGUCAGAUAGCGUUGCUCAUUUUCUAGUUUUUUUUUAAGAUUAGAAUUCUUUUCUGACUCAAGUUUUGAAAGACCAACCCCCCUUCCCACGUACACUUUAUCUGUCUAUAAUAUUACCCUCGCAGACGGGAUGUACACUUUUUCUGACUUAUAACCAUUGCUCUUGUAUUUUGGUAGAUGCUUUGUUGAUAGUAACUAAAUGCCUAGUAAGAUUUUAAAAGUAAAAACUUCAAUCUCAGUUGUUACUUUAAGCCAAUCUUUCCCCUCACACACCCUCUUUGAAUAACCUUGGAAGUUGCAUUUUUACCAUAUAUAUCUCCCCGUGACCACCUUUUAAAAUGUUUAGCCUGAGAUUUUAGCUUUAAAGGGAAAAAAAAGCAUACAAACCAAUUUUUGAUGAACAGAGUAAAUCUGAUUUUUUUUUCUUGUUAGUGUUCCCCUGUCAAUUGCAAGUUCAUGCUUUAUUUAUGUGGGAUAAAUUCAUUAUUCCCUUCUCUCUUUUUUUAAAUGGAUUUUCUUUUUAUGCUAUAUUAACACCUGUUCUUAGUGGAUGGAUAAAUGUUAUCUUUACUACCCCGACCUUGAUAAACAAAUCCCCAUCUCCCCAAUCCUUGCACCCCACACCAAGCUCCAUAGGUUGUUGGGUUUUUUAAUCAGUGUAAGUUCGGACAGGUUGCUCUAAAUCAGGGGAAACUCGCAGUAGGUUUGCAAUCAGAAAGCUUGGGUGUCUUUUGGGAAUGUUUUUGCUGGUGGAAUCCUGGCGCGUUGUUCAUCUGUUGAUGAUGGAGAGAGACUUACAGUGCUUAAUAAAUUCUAUUCUUUUAGUAAAAAAUAAAUAAAUGGUGUGUUUGUA